AUGCAGUUUGUCUGGUUUCUCCACUCUCCAAGACUGUGGCAGCUGCCCUGCUCUAUGAACCAUGUGGAAUUCUGUCAUGUGAGUGAAACGCUAUGUCGGCACGCCUGCACGGGCUUCAAGUGUUGGUGUGAUGAGCCGUCCUAUUUGUUGAACGUUGGAGGCGUAAUUGGUGUUCAGAUACGAAAAUCGUGGAGACCAUAUGGAAUGAUGUCAACUAUGUAUGACAGCCGUGGGUCUCUGUCAGCGAUUGGAGUGGUCGCGGUGGUCCACUGGUCUUUGAUAUACCCUCCUGGCCUCGCUAGUGGGCGCGCGCAAAGCCGGAAUCUUUAG
Messenger RNA from Penicillium taxi, 330 nucleotides. RefSeq lists its product as uncharacterized. NCBI's taxonomy places the organism in Eukaryota, Fungi, Ascomycota, Eurotiomycetes, Eurotiales, Aspergillaceae. The record is from RefSeq and is a predicted model, not a curated record. The coding region runs from base 1 to 330 and encodes 109 amino acids. The transcript has a single exon.